This is a messenger RNA of Rhinolophus ferrumequinum (greater horseshoe bat), 903 nucleotides long. RefSeq lists its product as uncharacterized. The record is from RefSeq and is a predicted model, not a curated record. The transcript has 2 exons. The coding region runs from base 39 to 881 and encodes 280 amino acids. Lineage: Eukaryota; Metazoa; Chordata; Mammalia; Chiroptera; Rhinolophidae.
UUGCAGCAGCCAAGGAAGGUGCCCCUGGGCUGUGGGGAAUGGCGCCAAACGCCCAGAGGACACAAACUCCGGGUGUCUUCUUGUGGAGACACUACAGCUGUUUCAGUGUCACUCACCAGGCACAGAUGACGCUGGAGAGGGGCAACUGUGGAGGGACACAAAGAACCUUCCCUUCAGCAGCUCAGCUGAACCCUGGCCAAGUACGUGGGUCUAAAAGAGCUGUCCAUUUCACAGAGCAGGACACUGAGGCCAAGCAAGGAGGCACAUCCCCUCGGCCGCAGAGUUGGCAGAGCCGGGAUUCGAACCUGCCGCCCCGGGGAGGCCCGCGAUCCCUCGCUGGCGCGCGCCCCAGCCCUACCCGUCGUCCUAGAAACGGCCCGCGCACGCGCGCGCACGGCCUCCCGUUUUCUGCGAGCACCCUUGUUACUUUUUUUUUUUUUUAUAAUAAAAACACAAAGCGGCGGGAUACUGCCGGCGACAGAGCGUGCUGUCGAAGGACGCCGCUACGUCCGCUCUCCGCCCCCGGCCGCGGAUCCCUCCGCCGCGCGGCGGCCUUCGCGCUUCUCGCCGACUCCAAACUCGAGGCGGUUUCCCGCGCGCCGUGCCCCACCCCCACCUCUUCCCCACCCCAACCCCCAGCCCGGCUCACCUGCCGCCCGCGUCUCCAUGGCAACGCCCCCACCGAGGAGGAAAAAAAAGCCUCGGGUUCUUCCGGGCCUUCUCCCGUGCCGACCGAGAAAGCAAGGUGCCCCGCGGAUGCUUCGCUUUGUAUUUUUAUUUUUUUAAGAAAAGAGCCGGCGAGGUUAUGGCGAAUCUGCGGCAUCCAACAUGGCGGAUGGAGUCUUCGUCGUCCUCUUCGCGGGGCGCUGACGCCGGCGUAGCGGACGUCAGCCUAGGGUGACC